UCAAAGGUGUACUUUUGUAUAUUGUAUCAAUUCUGGAUUUCAGCACACAAGUCAUUUCAUUUAGUGGACCACAUUCAUUCACUCGCAUCGAGUCAUUUGCAGAUAAUCAGCUCAACUUUUAUUCCUUCUUUUCAUUUUGUCAGUGCUGCACAAGAGACGUCUGCGUGUGCUUUUAUUCUCUAGAGUCAAAUUGUAUAUUGUAUUCCGGCGCCAUCCUGACUCACUGGGUUUAACUUGCCGCAGUUCACGGAUCGCAGGCUGUGGAGCCACUUGAUGCCCCCACAUUCGCGCUCUCUCUCUCCCUCUCUCUCACACACAUACACAUUCCUACAGUGAGUCUCUCUAGUCAGUGUCCCGCUUCCAGCUUCCAGGAACGGACGUGCGUUUGGAUGUAGCAGCCGGCGGCUCCGGUCCGACGAUGGUGUGAGGAGUCACUACAGACAACUGGAGUGAAUGAAAAGCCAGUAACACCGAGAUGUCAAGCCCUACUAGUUAGCGACAACAGUAUGGUGAUGGAGAUCUAAAGGAGAGUCUGCAGCUCUCCUCUCAGGGACAGUCUUCUGCAGCCCUUUGCUGAACACAGGCCUGCCUGGCGUCUUUCAUCCAUAUCACUCCUCUUUCCAUCCUCUUAUCCUUCCCCCGGUCAUGAAAGGCCUUUCAAGUAGUCGGAGCCACCAUCAUGUGCUCUCCUAUGAACCAUCAUAUGAUCCACUGGGUCAUCAUAUUGACCGCAAGCCAUAUUUGAUCAGUCAGAUGGACAUGCCUGUGCCCAUCCCCAUGCAUCCAGCUGAGCUGCCCUACUACAAUGCUCAGCGAACCUCGUACCCCUCUGACACCAACAGUAUUGUCCCAUAUGGAACCUUCCCAAGGAGAUGCCACUCAACCUCCUCAUCUCACCAUCCUGAGGUAAAGGAUGAGUGUAUGGCCAUGGUGCCAUAUGUAGGAGGCGGAGGAAUAGGAGGAGGAGGAGGAGGAGUAGGAGGCUAUGGAGGUAAAACACCCACCCGGUUUCCAGCACACUUUGCAGACCCAUUUGAGCGUCAGCCAUCAUUUUCCAGAGAUGGCUACCAUACACUGCAGUACAAACGAGGAGUGCUGGCCCACAGUGGGGGGAUGGGGGCCAACAACAACAACAAUGACAGCCCAGGGAGAAUUCGUCAUCUGGUCCACUCAGUCCAGAAACUCUUCACCAAGUCACAUUCAUUGGAGGGCCCACACCACACACAGUCCUCCAAGGGGGCCAAUAAUGGGAGCAUUAAUGGUGGUGGUGGUGGUGGAGGAGGAGGAGGUGGUGGUGGUGGUUCAAGGGCCAGCCCAGAGGGUGAAACUCCACCAGGGGGAGUGCGCCACCGGAAGCGCAGCAAGAGCCGUGAGCGGUGUCGUUCAGCCGAGCCCAAGCAUCGAAGCCACCACCACCACCACCACCAGCUCCAUGGCUCAGCAUCUGCUCCGGGCUCCGGAUAUUGGAGCUCAGAUGACAACCUGGAACGGGAGCUGUCUCUCUACCACCCCCACCACCACCAACCUCCACCCUCACCCUCACCCUCCAUUUCCCCCUCACCCAUCGCCAUGACAAUGGGCCGGUACCCCAGCAACAGCCACGACAAGUUCCCCCAGACUCCCCUCCCCAGUCUCUCCUCCUCGCAAUCCCAGCAGUACUUCAUGAUGGACCCUUACGGCACACUCAAUGAGCACACACACACACAUGCACACCAUGGCCUCACACACCACCAUUCUGCACUCAAAGGCUCCCGGAGCAACAAUGAUGUGAAGUAUGCAGCACCGUCGGGAUGUGUGCCAGUUAGUGGUAGCAACAAUAACAGCGGUGGCGGUAUCGGUGGAGGAAAUGGCCCCUUGCUGCCAUUGGGUCUUGUGGACGGGCAACUUGUGAAGAAAGGGGCAUGGUCGUCAAGCCUAACGGUGAGCAGGGCCCGAGCGGUCUACACCAACAACAGCAGCCACAACCAGCUACGAGCCAGCGCAGGAUCCGGUAACCUAAACCUAGAUAGAGCUCUAGUCAAAACUAAGGGCAGUCAGCAACAGGAGCGCUCUUGCCAUUUCUUACAGGUACCUCAGGAUGAGUGGAGUGGCUUCUCUCCUCUGGGGAAGGAGGACGACAUCCCUUGUCGGAGGAUGAGGAGUGGCAGCUACGUCAAAGCCAUGGCUGAAGACGACAGCGGAGACUCUGAUGGAAGUCCCAAACCUUCCCCCAAGAUGCAGGCACGCCGGGCCAGCUACCUAAAAGCCACACAGCCAUCACUGACUGAGAUGACCACUCUACAGAUCUCGACAGAGCAUUCCCCCAAACUGCAGAUCAGGAGCCACAGUUACCUGCGAGCGGUGAGUGAGGUUUCAAUCAAUAGAAGCCUGGAUACCCUGGACCCCAAAACCCUCCUCGACCCCAAAUCGCUGCUGUCCUCACCCCAAUACCGUUCUCGCAAUGAAAGCUACAUGAGGGCCAUGAGCACCAUCAGUCAGCUGAGUGAGGUGGAAGUGAAUGGGCAGAUUGAGCAGGUGUGCGAGCAGGUGUACAGUGAGAUGCAGUCCCAGGCCAUGAAGGCUGCCAUGGAUCGCAUGGAGACCAUGGACACUAUGGACACUAUGGACACCCUGCCAAUGCCGGGAUGCUUCCGGAUGCGGAGUCACAGCUAUGUGAGGGCGAUUGACCAGGGCUGUGCUGGGGAGGAGGAAGGAGAAGGAGGGCGACCACUGCUCCUGCUGCCAUCUUCCCCACCACGCACAUCUGCCACGACCGUCAGGACCAUUCAGAGCAGUACAGUUUCAUCUUGCAUCACUACUUAUAAGAAAACCCCUCCACCAGUGCCACCUCGAACCACAACCUGCUCUACGGCCUCCAAACCUUACAUCUCCAUCACAGCCCAGAGCAGCACAGAGUCUGCACAGGAUGCAUACAUGGAAGAGGAGGGACCCAGAGGUGACAUGACCAUCCAAUCGGGGCUCAGUAACUCAACAGAAAGCAUUGACAGCAUGAAGGCGUUGACAGCUGCAAUAGAAGCAGCUAAUGCACAGGUUCAUGGACCAGCCAGUCAGCAUGUUAGUAACAGUACCAUGACAGUCAUCACCCCCUCAUCCUCAAUCCUGAGCAGGGGGCCACUUUUUGAAGACCAUCGGGAUGAAUACAGGAAAGAAGCACUCAGGAAGGAAAAUUGUCUCUCCAUAGGCAUCCAGGUGGAUGGACCAGAGGAGGUUCCAGAUCCAGAGGACCCAUCUAAGUUCACUUCUGUUGGGGUACAAGUGGAAGAUGACAGGGGGUAUCGCCGUUACCAGCGCUCCAACAGUGUGACUGCAGCUGUACAGGCAGAUCUGGACAUCCCUGAACUGCCGGAUAUCCCUCUGGACUGCCCAGACACUGAUAUGGAAGUCCUGUCAUCUGGAAUGAUCUCUCGACAAUACUCCCGUGAUGCUGCCACCUCCACCGUCAGCAUCCAGGGCUCAGGGAACCACUACCAUGCCUGUGCCUCCGAUGACUAUGACGAUGUGGGCUUUGACCCAUCCAUCCUCCCACCUCCAGACCCUUGGAUAGACAGUGUAACAGAUGACCCACUUGAUGACAACUUCAGCAGCUCCACUAUACUCGAGGUGGUGCAGCGUUCAGUGUGUCAGAGAGAUGGACGCUGGUUUCUGAAGCUGCUGCAGGCUGAGACCGACCGCAUGGAUGGCUGGUGUCGACAGAUGGAGCUCGACAAGCGGGAGAAUGACCUACCUGAAGAUAUCAUGGGGAAGAUGAGGAGUGCAAUGGGAAGUGCUCAGCUUCUGAUGUCCCAGAAGUUCCAGCAGUUCAGGGAGCUGUGUGAGGAAAACCUGAACCCCAAUGCCCACCCUCGUCCUGUCGCCUCUGACCUGGCUGGUUUUUGGGAUAUGCUUCAGCUGUCAAUCGAGAACAUAAGCCUGAAGUUUGAUGAGCUUCACCAGCUCAGAGCCAACAACUGGAGACCCCUGGAUCCCCCUGAGAGACAGGAGAGGCGGCUCCCACCUCCAGUGCCAAAAAAACCACCCAAAGGUCCCCACCACUACCCUCCUCUGGCCAGAGACCGCUCGCUGGAGAGCUCAGAGAAACAGCGGCAGGAGGCCAGGAAGCGCCUGAUGGCCGCCAAGAGAGCUGCAUCUGUGCGACAAAACUCGGCAACAGAGAGCGCCGACAGCAUCGAGAUUUACAUCCCUGAAGCUCAGACAAGGCUAUGAGGACGCUCCCAGACACACACAUGCAUACUAACACACACACACACACACACACACACACACACACACACACACACAGUAUAAGGUUGUCCACACCAAGGUAUAUGAGUGUAGUAUGAUUUUUUGUGUUCAGAUCUGCACAGAUAUUCAGCCCUGAGCACUUCCCCGAUCUGUCUACCGAAUGAAACAUUUGUCGCUGAUGAACAAGCACACUUCUGAUAGGUGUGGUUGGGUGUGGUCACAAACUAUGUUUUCUUGCACCUGCAACCACACCCAACAGUGAUGUCACUGCAGCAAUGAUGUCAGUAUCACAGCACUUGCCUGACAGGCUGCAAACUUUGCAAGCCAAGUGCAAGACUCGAUGACCUAAAUGCAAAACUGUGAUGCAAACAGAGUCGGCAAGAGGAGCAGGACGCACUUCUGUUUGCUGCUCCACCGCUCUACUCAGGUGCGUAAUGCACCGAAGUAGGCUGACAUAAAUGACAAACACAUUAAAAUACCCCUCCCCAUAUGCAAAACUCUGUGUUUUCGCCCGGCACAUUUGAGCGUUUGACUUCAGACAGGACCUGCAUUUUGCAUUAACACGUGCAUGUCCUGGUCAGGGCACACCGACAGGUCAGGUGUGAAAGGAGGCGGUCUCCUCUUUUCAUUCGAGGAUCAUGUUUGGUCAGAUCAGACAGGACUUGGUUUGAGGUUUGGUCAAUACUGGAGGUGAUGGACAAUCUUAAAAUACACACACACACGCACAUGAAUGCGCCUCACAUGCACAGUGGUUCACACACAUUGAACACAUCAGUACUUACAGGUAAUUCUUUCAGGCUAUAUGAACACUUCAGGCUCUUGUAAUAUAAGAACAGUGUCUUUCCCUCUGGUAAAGAGAACGCCAUGAUAACUUUCUCUUUCAUCUCCCUCACUUAACACCACAUCAGCGCUUUAUGAAACUGAGGAACUUCAUGCCACGGCCGACUGGCGUUUUACCCCCUUAUUUACCUUCCCGUAUGGGGAAAUGUUUUGACAGGAAAAUGUAUUUGGACAUCACUCUUUUUUAGCAGUUUCACACUGCUAUAUUUUUGGGUCACAGAAUCAGGAUAGGGAUUUUUUUCAAAGCUCCCUUGUGGCUCACAUGCCUUCCUCCUGUCUAUCUUAGCAGUUCAGCUUUCGAUGACCAAAACAGCCAAAAUACAGGUCAAGUUUUAAUUGCACAUAAUUUCCUUUUUAACCCUCCUAGUGUAACAUAGAAAGCCAUUAAGUAAAUUAUAAAAUUGCUGACAGUGUCAGACACACUGUUAUGAGGAAAAUGAGAAGCAGUGUGUCAUACUGUAAUAUAAUUGCCAUCCGUGCACGGGUCAAACAUUUUCUGCCUCUUUGGUUUUAUCUUCACAUCCCUCCUCCUCCUUGUUGGAUUCCGGGGUGAUUUGUCUUUUACAGGGUACUAUUACACUUAAGCAAUAUUUAGUGGAAAAGUGACUUUUAUGGAAGUUCUUGGAGAUUUAGUAAGUAACACAAGACCCUAUAGUUAAUAAGAUCGAAGGAGAACAAGUCCAAUAUGCAGUGUAGUAAUUAUUCACAUAAAAUCUAGAUUUUCUUUUCUUUCUAACUUUAGGAUUUU
This is a messenger RNA of Scophthalmus maximus (turbot), 5809 nucleotides long. RefSeq names its product disks large-associated protein 1. Lineage: Eukaryota; Metazoa; Chordata; Actinopteri; Pleuronectiformes; Scophthalmidae. The record is from RefSeq and is a predicted model, not a curated record. The transcript has 16 exons. Gene Ontology annotation, cellular component: glutamatergic synapse; postsynaptic specialization. Gene Ontology annotation, biological process: signaling. The coding region runs from base 646 to 4203 and encodes 1185 amino acids. Gene Ontology annotation, molecular function: molecular adaptor activity.